This is a messenger RNA of Anguilla anguilla (European eel), 3000 nucleotides long. Its product is annotated as ribosomal protein S6 kinase beta-2-like. NCBI's taxonomy places the organism in Eukaryota, Metazoa, Chordata, Actinopteri, Anguilliformes, Anguillidae. The record is from RefSeq and is a predicted model, not a curated record. The coding region runs from base 471 to 1865 and encodes 464 amino acids. Gene Ontology annotation, molecular function: protein serine/threonine kinase activity; ATP binding. The transcript has 16 exons. Gene Ontology annotation, biological process: signal transduction; protein phosphorylation.
CUGUAUACUAGCUUCAACAAAAUAGGCUACUUUUCCAGGAAACAAAAAGUUUUCAUGCAUGUUUAUCUAGACUACGGUACUCCUCAUGAGCCGACUUGAAUCAAAGGAAUGUAUUUAAUUUUCUGAUGUAUGCGUGGAAAGCUAUGUUCAGAGCUAGAGUUCUGUUCGAUUAUUGGUUCAUUUGAGUAUAGAUUUUUAAUUUUCUAAAAUAAACUAGUGAGGAAUUUUAUGCACAGCUGCACAUCAUUUUCCAACGGUCUCCUUUUGAUGACGUAAUGGGUUAAAGUUCUGACACAUCCACAACCAGAAACAGGAAAAACAACUUAGAGAGAUGGAAUGAAAGACAGGCAGUUAAAUCCAUAGACAUAUAAACACCUAAAACAAGUAACGCUGACAAUCAUAGCGAGACACUCUCUCACCAAAACAGAAGCAACAGGAAGGAUCGUGUCAUUUUGGAUCACGGAUGAAGAAUGGCCGGGGUAUUCGACAUUGACCUGGAGUCGGAAGACGUCAGUGAUGCAGAGGAGGACGAGUGUCACAUUUCUGUGGAAGAAACUGAUCCUGGACAGAUAGAAGAAGUGGAGCUGACUGGUGCCUGUGUGAACAGGGACAGUGAGCGCGUUGGCCCAGAAUGCUUUGAGCUGCUGACUGUGCUGGGGAAAGGAGGCUAUGGCAAGGUUUUCCAAGUAAGAAAAGUGCAAGGUUCCCAGACGGGGAAGAUAUUUGCCAUGAAAGUCCUCAGAAAGGCAAAGAUCAUAUGCAAUGCAAAGGACACUGCACAUACACGGGCAGAGAGGGAGAUCCUAGAGACAGUGAGACACCCCUUCAUCGUGGACCUGCUGUAUGCCUUCCAGACUGGUGGCAAGCUCUACCUCAUCCUGGAGUGUCUCAUUGGUGGGGAACUGUUUAUGCAGCUGGAGAAAGAGGGGAUAUUUAUGGAGGACACAGCCUGCUUCUAUCUGGGGGAGAUCACACUGGCUCUGGGACACCUGCACUCUAAUGGGAUCAUAUACCGAGACCUCAAACCAGAGAACAUCAUGCUCAACCACCAAGGGCACAUCAAGCUGACAGAUUUUGGCCUGUGCAAGGAGUCAAUUCACGACGGAUCAGUCACACACACCUUCUGUGGAACCAUUGAGUACAUGGCUCCAGAGAUCCUGAUGCGUUCGGGACACAACCGGGCUGUGGACUGGUGGAGCCUGGGGGCCCUGAUGUAUGACAUGAUGACCGGAUCGCCCCCCUUCACAGCGGAAAACAGGAAGAAGACGAUAGAUAAGAUCCUCAAGUGUAAACUCAGCCUGCCCCCGUACCUUACCCCGGACGCCAGGGACAUGAUCAAGAGGCUGUUGAAGAAGAAUUCUGCUCAGAGGCUGGGCUCCAGUAAGGCAGAUUGCGGCGAUAUACAGAAGCAUCCCUUCUUCCGACACAUCAACUGGGAUGACCUGCUGAAUAAACGAGUGGAACCACCCUACAAGCCCUCUCUGCAGUCGGACGAGGACGUGAGCCAGUUCGACAGCCGCUUCACUCGCCAGACUCCAGUCGACAGCCCCGACGACACCUCUCUGAGCCACAGCGCUGACCACGCCUUUGCUGGCUUCACCUAUGUGGCCCCCUCAGUGCUGGAGAGCCUGAAGGAAGGGUUCUCCUGCGAACCCAGGACCCGCCCCAUCCGCCGACUCAACAGCAGCCCUCGCACGCCCAUCAGUCCCCCCAAAUUUUGUCUGACAGAACCCUUCAGGGCCAGUGUCGACGGGGAGGCAGAGCUACCUACACAGACCAAGCCCCUGCCCUCUGAAAACUGUGCCACCCAGCCAAUCAGGACCCCCGGGCGAACCAAGAAGAAAGGGCACAGAAGUGGCAGAUGAAACCUGAUUGGUUCAAAUAUAAUUGCUUUCUCAGGGGCCUUGUACCACUCUUGACGUUAUCACAAACUUUCUGCCAGCAAUGUCUAGUCAAAUGUGCUGUUACUCUGGCAAGGUAAUGUGUUUUGCCAAAAAAUGUCUUACUCUCAUUUUGUAAAAAUCAGUGAGACGUCCAUGUGAGGUAUUCAAUGAUCUACCAACAACAAGCAGAAAAUAAUUUAAUUGCGAAGAAUUAAGAAGUCGGAAGAUUGUCAAUAUUGUUGUCAUUGAAAUGUGCUGCUCUUUGGACUUGAUCUUACGGAAGCUUUCUCUACCCCAUAACUGAAACACUGCUGAAUUGACUUUGUAUGCUUGCAACCUCCUCAUCCUGUAGUUGCGUUAUGGAAAGUCGUCUAAUGGACGCACAGUACAGUAAAUCAGGAGGCUCUGUGCAGCAUGCAAACGUGUCUAUCACAGUGCAGCGCGGACAGUUGCUCGUAUCGAGAGUAAUGUGGUUAACGUGCUAUAACAGCUAGCUCGUCCUCAUACGUAACCUACGCUGAACUGUAUCCGAAAACAAAAAAAAACACUGUAAAGUAUUGCUCCACAGGUCACUGAUGUUUUGCAGAUGUAAUAUGAGAUAUAAUUGAGAUUGUAUGAGGUCAUUAUUUUCUUGUUGCCAAAAUAAGGGAGAAGGGUAUCUUGGGGGUGCAGAGGAAUGAACAAUAUGGUGUGGCUGCAGUAACGGGCCAGCAGAUCACAGCGGUGCGGUUGGCGCAUGAGGUGAAGAGUCCGGUAUGAGAAGAGGGGAUUGUGUGAUACCGUUCUGUGUUUUCUCUCGGAUAUGUGAUGAACCACAUUCAUUUCCUGUGAUGUCAUCACUGUUUCAAGAAUUGGAGGUGAGGGUUUGGUGUUAAACGCUGAUACUGCAUUACACCGGGGUCUGCAUUACACCGGGGUCUGUUUUAUGACUAUCAAUGCUUAUUUAAGUUUGCUAUUGCCACAGUAUUAAUAGAAGUUAUAUUGCCCAUGGUGUUGCACUUUUAUGAUAUAUUUUGACAGGGUAUCAAAUAUUGAGCUUCAUUCAGUUCAAUUGUAAACAUACCAGUCCUCAAAUAUUUAAGUACUUCAACUCUACGGAAUAAAUUCUUGAGUUAUA